GAUAUAUUAAACACAAUUCUUACCCUUCAAACCACCAUCGAGGUUAGUGCUGGAUCAACAUGGCGGCAUGGAAGCUCCUCAGCACGGGCAUGGGGUUUCUGCAUUCGUCCUUGCCGAUUUGUAGACAGGCCUACAGAAGUUCACUUGGAGUGGUGGAGCAGGUCAGGAGCUACUAUGUUGACUGGAGGAUGGUACGGGAUGUGAAAAGGAGACAAAUGGCAUUUGAAUUUGCAGAUACAAGACUGCGCAUCAAUGCCAUUAGGAAGAAUACCAUUUUGCCAAAAGAGCUACAGGAGAUAGCUGAUAAAGAAAUAGCUGCACUACCCCGAGACAGUUGUCCUGUGCGCAUUCGCAACAGGUGUGUGAUGACAUCACGUCCUCGUGGAGUGAAGCGCAGGUGGCGUCUCAGUCGCAUUGUUUUUCGGCAUUUAGCGGACCACAACCAGAUGUCUGGAAUACAGAGAUCAAUGUGGUGAUCAGCCAUGGGAUUGUUCUAAAACCUUGUCUUGAAAGAGAAGAUAUUCUUGCAUAAAAUACAAAGACGUAGAGCUGUAAAACCAACAAGCACCUGCUCAAAUGUUGUAUUUUUUUUUCUACUAAAUUGGUUCAGAUUUCACAUUGUCACUUUGUUUUUGUUUUUUUCAUUUUCAAAUGAUGGCAAAUUAUGUAAGUUAUUUUAUUGUAGAUACAAUAAAAAGGUGUAA
Molecule: messenger RNA, 704 nt
Organism: Sinocyclocheilus anshuiensis
Lineage: Eukaryota; Metazoa; Chordata; Actinopteri; Cypriniformes; Cyprinidae
Product: 28S ribosomal protein S14, mitochondrial-like
Exons: 4
Coding region: 60-476 (138 amino acids)
Biological process (GO): translation
Cellular component (GO): mitochondrial small ribosomal subunit; ribosome
Molecular function (GO): structural constituent of ribosome
Source: RefSeq, a predicted model, not a curated record